UAGGUAUAACUUAAAUGCCUUAUGUUUAUGCUUUAGCUGACACUCCAAGUUUGCAUGAUUCGAUUAUUACUAGCUCAAAAGUUCUGAAGUAUUUUUAAUACAAAUUUUACAUUAUUUUUCCUUUUCCCUUUCAUAUAUGAUAGAUUUCAAAAUUGAGAAUAUAAAGUUAAAAACCAUAUGUAUAUAGUCUGGGGAUUGUUGAUAUAUUGUACAAAUGGGAUUAUUGUGUAAUAAAAACAAAAUGUAUUGAGGAAAAAUACACAUCAAUUCCCUCUAUAUAUAUAGUAUUAUCAUUCUGAGAGUGAUUAGUGAUAAGAAGAGAGGGAAAAAAGAAUGUCGAGAGAGAAAGAGGGAGAAAUGGAGAAGGAGAGUAUUUCUCAUAUGUUUCAUAAACACCCGCUGAGUUUGAUCCCCAACUCCGCCAUGGAAACUGAUAAUUAUUGGAGCACUUGGUGUUAUGGUUGUAUGAGAUACUUUUUAGCAGGAGAGGCAGGCUAUGGAUGCAGCCAAAAGUGUGGAUUUGGUCAUCUAUUACACAAAGAAUGCAUGGAGAUGCCGAGAGAGAUCCGCCAUCCUCUCCACCCUUCACACUCACUCACACUACAACAAGAUUCUUCAUCUUAUUAUGAUACCAUUGGAUGUGCAGUUUGUGAAUGGUAUGGGCGUGGGCUAUUCUACAAAUGUAGUGGGGGAUGUGAGUGGUGGACCCACUUGGGAUGCACAGGGGGUUUUGAAGCAGCAAUAGUUGAUGAUGUUCCAACAAUGAAGCACCCAAGCCACCCCAAACACAACCUCAUAUUUUCCAAGAAAACAAGGUGGUGCUCCUUCCCCUGCGAUGCCUGUGGUGCCUCUCACAAAGGGAACUCCUACAUCUGCACCCUUUGCGACUACUGGAUACACGAGAGCUGCGCACUCUUGCCGGUGUCUGCGCACUUCCAUCAUCAUCGCCCCGACCACGCUCUCUCACUCGCUUUUAAUCCGCCAUAUGAGUACAUCUUAUAUGAGUUUGUGUGUGCUAUAUGCAGCGGACCUUUGCCAUUGAAACGUUGGGUCUAUCAUUGCCAGCUUUGUAGAUAUGUCGUCCACAUCAACUGCUCCUCCAUCUCGCUUCCUAAUUCAUCUAAUAAUGAAAAUGCAGUUGCUGAUGAGAAAGACAUUACAAAGGGUCCAAUAGAUGACAUAUAUGAGGAGAUUAUCAGACCAUUCGUUAAGAGAGUGAGAGAACAAACUUCCAUCCCUCAGAAGACCUGUCAUAAACAUCAUUUGCUAAGCUUUACUACAUUUCCAUCUUCAUCGCCCCCUUCAUCAUCUCAUCAUCACAACCAUGAAGAAGAAGAAGAAGAAGAAGAAGAUUACGAGGAAGACAAUAAUAUUCUAGGAUUGGAACUAACAUGUGAUGGAUGCACAUUGCCUAUACAUGAAAAGAAGCAAAGAGAUGAUGAUGAGUACGAGAAUGGUUACAUGAGUUGUGAUGAAUGCAAAUACUUUCUCCACUUGUCCUGCUUUAACUUACCACCACACCUCCAUUCUCACCCCAUCCAAAAUCACAAUCUUAUACUUCGAAAUGCUGGCAAGCUAACAGAUUGGGCAUACUGCAAUAUUUGCGAGGCUUACACAAAUGGGCUCUUUUAUACUUGUACCAAAUGUGGCAUUAAUAUAGACAUCAAGUGUGCUUCUCUGCCCAACACCAUAAAACAUGCAGCUCACCCACAACACAAUCAUCUCAUGAAUCUAGUCACGGACAAUCGCCGGAACAAUUUUUGUGGUGUUUGUUAUGAUAUUAUAUCUUCAAAGCAUGGAUUUUACAGAUGCAAUAGCUGCAAGUUUUGUAUGUGUGGUGAAUGUGUGUUGCUACCAGCACAAAAUAAGCAUAGAUUGGAGAAGCACCGAUUGUGGUUGACAUAUGAUGCGUAUGUUAAUCGUCCCGGUGAGUUCUACUGCAGCAGCUGCGAAAACCAAAUACAUCCGAGGAGGAGGAUGUAUUAUUGUCGAGACUGCGAUCAGUCUUUUCAUUCUACAUGCAUUCCUGGUAGGUCGGGUAAGUAUAGAAACAUCAAGUAUGGGAUGCAGCAGUAUGUGAUUCCCACUCUUCAUCACCCUCACCACCCUCUUAGAUUUCAAAUCAUAAGCAAGAAAAAGCGUUGCGACCUAUGUCAUGAUGAUCGUUAUGAUGAGCCUGGAUUUCAAUGUGUGUCAUGCUACUUUGUCAUGUGUUGGUCCUGCACUAAAAGGCACAGGGAUGAAUUUAAGGCCAUCUGAUUCACAACAUUCACAUCCACCUCAAUCUCUCCUUUUAAUUGCUUGUAUUUAUGGGCUAAAUGUGUGUUGUUGCGAUUUAAGUGAUGAGUUGUAUACAUGUUAAUUUACUCUUGGUCUUGUAAGUCAAUACUAAAUAAAUUUUUUACUUAUAAUUAAAAGUUUCAUAUAUAUAAUUCUUG
Salvia miltiorrhiza (redroot sage) is the source of this 2438-nucleotide messenger RNA. RefSeq lists its product as uncharacterized. The transcript has 2 exons. NCBI's taxonomy places the organism in Eukaryota, Viridiplantae, Streptophyta, Magnoliopsida, Lamiales, Lamiaceae. Bases 334 to 2259 code for a protein of 641 amino acids. The record is from RefSeq and is a predicted model, not a curated record.